Molecule: messenger RNA, 1887 nt
Organism: Cercocebus atys (sooty mangabey)
Lineage: Eukaryota; Metazoa; Chordata; Mammalia; Primates; Cercopithecidae
Product: neutrophil defensin 4-like
Exons: 2
Coding region: 1247-1531 (94 amino acids)
Biological process (GO): antibacterial humoral response; defense response to Gram-positive bacterium; cellular response to lipopolysaccharide
Cellular component (GO): extracellular matrix; extracellular region
Source: RefSeq, a predicted model, not a curated record
UCCUAUCUUCAAAUCAUCUGCCCACCUUGGCCUCCCAAAGUGUUGGGAUUACAGGCAUGAGCCACUGCGCCCAGCCCAGAGGAGUUCUCUAGAAAUACUUCUGCCAGAAAUAAUAAGAAACUUGAUUGGCAACAGAGUUGUGUCCAAGGCUGAGCAAUGAGCUGCCGACGGGGGCCUGGUCCUGGGAAGAUGGGCCACUGGGCAUCUUCUGGCUUGGCCAGUGCUCAGCUCUGCUGUCUGAGCAUACCACAGGGCCUGGACAGUGGUUUUUAAACCACCCAUUUCUCUUUCCAGAUUUUCUGCUCACCCAAUUAACUUCGGGGUCAGAGAAGGAUGAAGAGAGACUGAAGAUAUCAAUUUCUACAAUUAAUAAGGACUCUGGGUGAUCAAACACAUGACAGAAUUCAUGGAGAAAGGUUAGAACCGGAAUAAAAAUGUUCCAAAUUGUUUCUUCAGUCAUUUCUAGAGAUUCAGAGAGACAAUGCCAGAGAGAUGCAGGCUAGGAAGCAAUCAUGGAAUGCUAUCUGCAAACUCAGCAAUGUCCAGUGAGAAACAGAGCAGCAGUACAAAUACAGAUGGUUUAAAACCUGGUGCGAAAUGGCCACCAGGGUAAAACAAGGGCCAUGAAAGCUGGAAUCACCAAUACAGGAAAUUAGUCCCUCCCAGUCUCCCUGUUAAUUCAUGAAUUCAGAUUGAUAUUAUAGAUAUUACAGAUCUGAUUGAGAUCCUCUCAUUUUUAUGAGGUAGAAUAAGUGGGAAAUACCCUCUAUUACUUUCUCUGCAAAGAAAGAAAAAAUGGAUUAACUCUGUGCUCCACUGGGACCCAGGUCUGAUCCCAGAGAGUCAUCCAGAGAGUACCAGGGACCAUCUUCAGAAAACAAGAGGCAUUUGAUCCCCACAUUUAUUGAAUGAAAGCACUGUUGUUUUUCUUGUCUGAAUAUAUAAAAGUAAACACUCAAGCAGAUGGGAAACAGGACAGGAUAGUAAUGUCUUUAUCAUCAUUAACAGCUUGGAUCAAGAAGAGGCAUUAAGCAUACAGACUCACUCUGUGAUGAAAGCCAGGAGAAAGAGGAGCAUCAAAGGGAUCUUGAGGGCGAAGGCAGCCCUUCCCCUCCCAAUCACAUGCCCACCUCCUCUCACUGCAGCUUCUGUCUCAGGCCUUCUCCCAACAGAGCUAUAAAUCCAGGCUCACUCCUCAGUCUCCACACAUCCACUCCUGCUCUCCCUCCUCCAGGUGACCCCAGCCAUGAGGACCCUUGCCAUCCUUGCUGCCAUUCUCCUGGUGGCACUGCAGGCCCAGGCUGAGUCACUCCAGGAAACAGCUGAUGACGCUGCAACCCAGGAGCAGCCUGGGGAAGACGACCAGGACCUUGCUGUCUCCUUUGAAGAAAAUGGACUCUCUACUCUUAGAGCCUCAGGUUCUCAGGCGAGAAGCACCUGCUAUUGCCGAAACGGCAAAUGUUUUCUGCGUGAAUCCUUCGCCGGAUGGUGCAACAUCGGUGGCCACAUCCUCAGACUCUGCUGUCGCUGAGCUUCCUAGAUAGAAACCAAAGCAUGCAAGAUUCAAUCCAAGGUCCUGAAGAAAGAAAAACAUUUCACCCUGUAUACCUUGUGUCUUUCUAAAUUUUUCUCUCCAAAAUAAAGUUCAAGCAUUAAAUUUAGUGUCUUUGAUUUUUUAAAUUUUCUUUUAUUUUCCUUUUUUUCCCUUUUGCUUUUUUAUAUGGUGGAUUGUACGGUUCCUUUCUAUAGAGAAUUCUGAUCUACAUUAAGUUAACUGGUCUUUGCAUUCCAAUGAUUCCAACGAUGCACAAUUUGAGCAUCAUAGAGCAAUAACAAAAUAGCGAAAAUGAAUAUAAUUCGGUUUGUUGUCGUUGUUGUUUCAGACAG